UCUUCACCUUGUGUCAAUGCCAGCUGUACCUCACCAGAUGUCUGUACGUGUUUCCCUGGCUAUGAGAAAAUAACUGGUGAUCCCCACAAAUGUCACCCUGUUUGUUCCAAGCCUUGCCAAAACGCUGCUUGCAUCAAACCUGAAGUUUGUUCUUGUUUUGUUGGGUAUCAGAAAGAUUCAGAAGUGGAAAACAUCUGCAACCCAGUUUGCUCAGAAGGCUGCAUCAACGGAGUAUGCACAGAACCUGGUGUGUGCAGUUGUCUUGAAGGGUAUGAAUUUCAAAACAGUUAUAUAUGUAAACCUGUCUGUUCAAAUUGUUCUAAUGCACAUUGCUCUGCACCUGAGGUCUGCUCUUGCUUCACGGCUAUAAAAAAAGAAAGUGAGGAGGAUUCCAUGUGUUUCCCCAUCUGCUCACCAGAGUGUAUCAAUGGUAACUGUACUGCUCCUGAUAGUUGUGAAUGCUUUGAUGGUUUUGAGUUAUCUGAUGAUCCUGGAGUUUGCAAGCCAUAUUGCAGUGAAGGAUGUAACAACAGUGUCUGCACCGCACCCAAAGAGUAUUCUUGCGUUUGGGUUUUGGCAGUGAGAGAAACAAGUCUGAUUGUUCACAAGAGAUCAGUCUGCGCUAUCCAACAGCUGGUCGAGCCGAGCGUAAUCAGUAUAGCAGUGGGGCUAGGACAGUACAGGCUCGCCACCCCCUCUCCGCCUACCACACACCUGCAAGCUCACCCAAACCCUGUAGUAGUCCGUGAUGUCGGCGUGUAUCACAGACAUGUCUACAACAAUCUCAUUCUUACUGGAUACUCUCAUAUAAGCAUGAUCAAUGGAAAUGCCACCUCAGCCUCUCACCUCCAUGUAUCUGGGGGCUGUGAUGAUGCUGAUGAUGUGAGUUACACAGAGCAAGAAACCAAGGAGUUCUGUUGCCCUGGUUAUAAAACCUGCUCUUCUGUAGAUGGCUGUGUCUGUCAGCCAGUGUGUCACUUGGAAUGUCUCAACGGGAAUUGUUCAGCUCCAGACCAUUGUGAGUGUUGGAGUGGUUACAAUAAACAACAGGGUACAGAGAAUAUCUGUGAGCCUGUAUGUAGCCAGAAUUGUGUCCACGGAUACUGCAGUCACCCUGAGAUUUGCUCCUGUGACCAAGGCUACACACUUAACCCUUCCCAACCCUACACCUGCCAACCAGUGUGUUCCUCACCUUGUGUCAAUGCCAACUGUACCUCACCAGAUGUCUGUACUUGUUUCCCUGGCUAUGAGAAAAUAACUGGUGAUCAACACAAAUGUCACCCUGUUUGUUCCAAGCCUUGUCAAAACGCUGCUUGCAUCAAACCUGAACUUUGCUCUUGUUUUGUUGGGUAUCAGAAAGAUUCAGAAGUGGAAAACAUCUGCAACCCAGUUUGCUCAGAAGGCUGCAUCAACGGAGUAUGCACAGAACCUGGUGUGUGCAGUUGUCUUGAAGGGUAUAAAUCUCAAAACAAUUAUACGUGUAAACCUGUCUGUUCAAAUUGUUCUAAUGCACAUUGCUCUGCACCUGAGGUCUGUUCUUGCUUUCCCGGCUAUAAAAAAGAAAGUGAGGAAGAUUCCAUGUGUUUCCCCAUCUGCUCACCAGAGUGCAUCAAUGGUAACUGUACUGCUCCUGAUAGUUGUGAAUGCUUUGAUGGUUAUGAGUUAUCUGAUGAUCCUGGAGUUUGCAAGCCAUAUUGCAGUGAAGGAUGUAAUAACGGUGUCUGCACCGCACCCGAAGAAUGUUCUUGCCUUUGGAGUUUUGGCAGUGAGGGAAAUAAGUCUGAUUGUUCUCGAAUGAAAUCAGAAAACUAUGAUUGCUCAUUUGUUAACACUUUAGUUCCACUUGGAUUUGACAAACCUUGUAUCAACUUCUCGACUGAGUUUAUUGUUGGAAAUUUGAGAGGAUGCAAUAUUUUAAAUGAGCUGUUGAUGGAACUCAGACGAAAAGAAAAGGACAUCUUGCUGAUGACUUUAGAAUGUGAUAACAUUUCUGUAUUAAGCAAUCCUUUUUCUCUUGAAAUUUUUUGCAAUGCUACUAUAAAUGAUGAAGAGCAUACCACUGAACAUCAAAAGUCAAUGGUUUUUACAACAGAAGAAUAUUUCUCUGAGAGUACUGAAACAACUGAUCAAAGUUUAGCUGUUUAUGAUUCAACAACUUAUAAUGAUAACUCAAUGUUUUUUUCUACUGAUUGGAUUGGUCCAAGUACUUCAGAAGCAUUGGAGACCCCAGCAAUUUUCACUGAUCGUUCAAAAAUGAAACCUCAAAUUUCAGUGGCAUCUGACAAAAAUUUUGGAAAUAUACGUGAAGUUUUGAUUUCUGGCAAUCCAUUACAGUUGAAUGCCACUGUGCACUUCUUACCUUUGAUAAAGCAGAGACAGAUAACUGUAGAUUACUUUGGUAACACAAAUUAUACUCUGGUGCAAGAGUGGUGUCUUUGUCAAACAAACAAAACUUGGAAUCUUUGUGUAGACACUCAGUACCAGUUUACUAUCUGCCCUUGUAGAACUCAGGGACUUCUAUUGCUGAAUGAAGAAAACUCCAUUGCUGUUCCAAUCGUGAAAGCACUGGCAGUGGUUGUAGUGUGUGGGAUACUGCUAGCGUUGGCUAUCUGGUACAAUCGGAAUAGACUUGUUCACAACUACUAUGCACCUCCACACCGUUCUACUGAUAUUGCUACUCCAGACACUGUCUCAUUAUCAUCUAUUGAACCCAAAACCAAGGGUGGAGAGAGUCACCAGGGGUUGUCUUCCAGCAAUUGAGAGAAUCAUUGAUCUCUUUCAAAUCCCUGGAUGAUUCUGCAAGUGAAAUCGGUCCUCUGUGUUUAGUCUACAAAAAGAUCAGAAGACCAAAUUUAUUUUAAUGCUAAAAUCUGAUAAAUAGUCUCCAUAGCGAGAAAUAUAUCUUUUUUAUUGUAUUUUGUAUUAUUAUUACAAGGAAUUUAACUUAAAAUAUAUGAUAGUUGUAUGUGAUUAUUUUUGUGAGUCAAUAAAAAUGUU
This is a messenger RNA of Homalodisca vitripennis (glassy-winged sharpshooter), 2997 nucleotides long. RefSeq names its product neurogenic locus notch homolog protein 2-like. Lineage: Eukaryota; Metazoa; Arthropoda; Insecta; Hemiptera; Cicadellidae. The record is from RefSeq and is a predicted model, not a curated record.